Molecule: messenger RNA, 4364 nt
Organism: Lepisosteus oculatus (spotted gar)
Lineage: Eukaryota; Metazoa; Chordata; Actinopteri; Semionotiformes; Lepisosteidae
Gene: esyt3
Product: extended synaptotagmin-like protein 3
Biological process (GO): lipid transport
Cellular component (GO): endoplasmic reticulum membrane; extrinsic component of cytoplasmic side of plasma membrane
Molecular function (GO): phosphatidylinositol binding; phosphatidylcholine binding; calcium-dependent phospholipid binding
Source: RefSeq, a predicted model, not a curated record
CUACAAAAUGAGCUUUGUGUGUGUGAGUGUGAGUGAGUGAGGUUACGUCCACAGCCGGCUAAGUCCCUGCCGAGCGAAAGACGCCGUGUGGUUACCGCCUCGCCUUGAGCGGUACCUGUUCUGCAGGUACUGUAGGCUCCGCGGGAUCCCAGGGCGACGGCCGGGCGAGUCGUAUAUAAUCACCUGAGACGGCGAGGAGAGGCGUGUGGGCUGCUAAACACGGAAGUCGCAAAGUUAAAAUCUCGAGUCGGCGAAGGAGAGAGGUGCAACUCCGGCCGGGGGAACGGUACAGCGCAGGAAAAUCACAGUGCAGAAACCAUGAAUUCCGCUCGGGGUUCACGGGGAAGGCGGUGCGUCGCUACUUAGAACGUACUUCUUAAAACGUUUUGUCGGGUUUUUUUUUUAAUUUUCUGGGAAGAGUCGUUGUUCUUCUUGUUGUUGUUUUGGCUCUGGGUUCCCCGCCUCGGCAUCCGCGGCAACCCAACCCGUCUGACGGCCUCGGGUGAACUUGAGGCGAGCAGGAGAGCGGCAGGACAUGUCUCGGCUGGAGACCAGCCGAGGCGCGCCGCGCCACCCCGCCGGCGGAUCCGGGGGCGUCUCCGAGACGGGCUCGGGGGGUCCCCGGAGCCCCGCCGACUCGUCACAGGGGGGCUCCCCGAAACCGGCAGCAGCUGACGACGCGGGUUCGGAGAGCCUCGAGGACACCAGCUACAGCACGAGCGCCGUCAACCAGAUGUUGAUGGAGGUCCUCCUGUACUUCGGGAGGGCUUUCGUGUUCCUCUUCCCCGUGUACCUGACGGGCUACCUGGGGCUCAGCAUCAGCUGGGUCCUCCUCUGCCUGAUGCUGUGGACGUGGUGGAGGAGGAACAGGAAGGUGAAGAGCACCCGGCUGGAUACGGCUAUCGACUUUUUGGAGAACGAGCGGUUUGUCAUCAACGAGGAGAUGAAGGCGUUGAACAUGCCCGCUUGGGUCAACUUUCCAGAUGUUGAAAGGGCUGACUGGCUGAACAAGGUACUGCAGCAGGCCUGGCCUUUCUUUGGAAUUUAUAUGGAAAAGUUAUUGAAGGAAAAAAUCCAGCCGUCGAUCAGAGCAUCCAGUCCACACCUUAAAACCUUCACUUUUACAAAGGUCCACUUUGGGCAGAAGCCUCUCAGGGUCACUGGGGUGAAGGCGUACACGGAGGAGGUGGACAAGAGACAGGUCAUCCUGGACCUCAAUUUAAGUUACGCUGGAGAUGUGGAUAUCGAUGCAGAGGUGAAGAAGCCCAUCACAGCUGGGGUAAAAGGCAUUCAGUUAACCGGGCUGCUGCGGGUGAUUCUGGAGCCCCUGACUGGCCAGUCCCCCCUAGUCGGCGGCGUCACCAUAUUCUUCAUCCGCCGGCCGCAGCUGGAUAUUAACUGGACUGGAUUAACAAACUUGCUGGAUUCCCCAGCGCUGAAUAACAUCUCUGAGGACGCCAUCUUGAACAUCAUCUCCUCCUUCAUGGUCCUUCCCAAUCGCAUGUGUUUCCCACUCAUCGAUCAAGUGCAGGUGGCUCAGAUGAGGUUCCCUCUUCCCCGAGGUGUCGUCCGGGUUCAUCUCAUAGAGGCGCAGGACCUCAUGGCGAAAGACACCUACAUGCUGGGGAUGGUGAAGGGCAAGUCGGACCCCUACGCCAAGCUGCGGGUUGGCACGCAGGCGUUCAAGAGCAAGACCAUCAAGGAGAACCUGGACCCCCGGUGGGGGGAGGUCUAUGAGUUUGUUGUACAUGAAGCUCCGGGACAAGAGCUCGAGGUGGAACUGUAUGACGAGGACACGGACAGAGAUGACUUUCUUGGACGGAUGAAGCUGGACCUGGGGGACGUGAUGAAGGAGAGGCUCCUGGAUGAGUGGUUCGAGCUGGAGGAGGCCGAGACUGGGAAGCUGCACCUCAGGCUGGAGUGGCUGUCGCUGGUCACGGACCUGGAGAAGCUGGAGGAGACCCGCGAGGGCCGCGCCUGUGCCAUGCUGGCUGUGUACUUGGACAGCGCUUCCAGCCUGCCGAGGAACCUGACGGAGUACAGCGGCACCGACUAUGGAGGGAAGCACAACAAGCAGGCCAAGCAAAGCAAGGUCACCCGGAAGAAUGACAACCCCAGUUCCUACGCAGAACUUACUGUAGAGCAGCAGACCCAGAAAAGCAACACCAUACAUGCAACUAAGGACCCAGUGUGGGAAGAGUGUUUCACUUUCUUUGUCCACCACAUUCAGAAUCAGUCUCUCAUUGUUCAGAUCAAAGGCAGCGACAAGAAGGUUCCUCUGGGGGUGCUGGCGCUGCCCCUCGGCCGGCUGCUCACCGCCACAGACAUGACCCUGGACCAGCGCUUCCAGCUGGAGCGCUCGGGGGUGAACAGCUUCCUCAAGAUGAAGGCCACGCUGCGGUUCCUGGCUCACGAGAAGCCCCAGCCUAAGAAGGUGGACCCAAAGCUCAACGCCCGGGCGCGGGGGCCAGCAAAGGGGGCGAACAAGCCGUCCUCCCCGCUGCCCAGCCCCAGCGAGCCCCUGCCCAGCCCGGACCGCGAGGUGCGCAGCCCCCUGGGCGGCGAGAGCGGGAGGAAGGCCCCGUCCCUCCGACCCAACGGCCAGUCGGAGGGCAAGCCCACCGCCCCCGCCACCCCCUUCGUGCGGGACGUCUCCAGCGUCCACAGAUACGACUCCAGCAGCAUGCUGUCCAGCUACUCGGUGGCCUCCUCCCGCUACGACCUGACGGAGGGGGGGGGUUCGUAUCCUGAAGCCAUUCUAAGCCAUCAAGGAGGAUUUGGGGAGAUUCAGCUGUCUGUACGUUAUGCCGCACUGAGGAAACAGCUGCUUGUCCUGGUGAACUGUUGCAGGAACCUGGUUUCCUGCGGUGACCAAGGAUCCGAUCCCUACGUGCGGAUAUAUUUGCUCCCCGACCGGAAGUGGAAGCACAGGAAGAGAACACUAGUGAAGAAGAAAACGUCUGAUCCCGUUUUCGAAGAGAAGUUCGAGUUCUCCGUGUCUCUGGAGGAAGCAAAGACAAGGCAACUGGACGUUGCAGUGAAGAACAACAGGACAUACAAAAAGCGAGACAGGAAGGAAAUUGGGAUGGUCCUGAUUGAUCUGUCUCAAGACGAUUUGAGAAAGGGCUUUACAAACUGGUACGAGUUGUCUUUACCAGGAGUACAGAAAUAAGGAGUUUUGCACGGGGAAGGAAUAUGUGAUACAAGGAUGUGGACAAAAACACAUUGCUUAUUUUUUUCAGCUGACGUCUUUGUUUUACUAAACUUCAUGCAGUGUGCUUCAGUCACUUUUAAGGCCAUUACGGUCAUACUUUGAUCUGGAAUGUAACAGUAAUUUCGCUGGAGAAUUGUGUAUAAAUCUGUGAGAAGAAAAGUCUACGAUCAAGUUAGUCUCAACAAAACCACCUCCUGUCUUUCAGAUCUCCUUAACCUCUCUGAAUGCUACAGUGAUCUGUUGGGUAUAUCGGGGGUUUCUCUGCCAUUUCUCCCUUACAUGUGUAAAAAAUAUUUAUAUAUAUUUUAAAUACAUUUCAGAUGCUAAAAAAAAAAUCUGUAAGAAAGAUUUUAGGUAUUUUUAAACAGACCAUUCUGUGGGGAUCAGCAAAAUGCCAAAAAGUACCUUUUGGUCAAUAAAGGAUGGCUUUUGAUAAAACCAACCAUCCAGUGGUGCACUGUUGUGUAUGAACACAUCCCACGUGGUGAAGGACCCUGUAAACGAAAGAUCCAAAUAUUGUUCAUCUGGGUGUCGGGUUUCAUUUUUAAAUUCCAGCACAAUGGGUAACGAAGGAGAAAAGUUUAAUUCUCCCACCCCCCCCCCCUCUCUCUCUCGGAUCGUUUAAUCAAAACCCAUCCUCAGCUGAUCCUAUGGAAGGUGAGAUCGAGAAAUGGCAACAAUGUCUGAAAAUAUAGAAAGAACUAUUGACUGUUGAGACCCCCUGUACGCGGCUGUGCAGUGUAAUUGCAAUGAGGACAUUGGAUGGGUGCCCCCUGUAGGCCAUGUACAGUAUCUUGCUUGGUUCCCAUGAAUUGACUGGUACGCUGCUGACCGAAGGCAGGCAAGUGUGAAAAGUGCACAGCACUCCUCCUCCUUCAUACCACUGUACUGCACUGCAAGACACCAGGCUCGUUACCUUUGUUAAGCAAUCACAGACAUGGAGGGCCCUGGGCCUUAGGACCCAUUCAAAAUGGCACAGGACAGGUUGGUUCCCUAUGACUGCAGUGCCAAAAAGAAUACAUGUACUUUUCAAUGAAACUUGUUUUAAGACACAAAGAGAUGUGUUUCAUUGUGGAAUGUUUUUUUGUGUACAUAGGUGUAUGGAUAUAAGGCAGAUUUUUAACUGUAUAUUUUUUUUCUUGUAAAAGAU